UAUAAAUGUAUCGUGCAUAGCACAAACAAAAAAAUAUUAUGUGCAUGCUGGCCAUAUAUCGAAGCGUAAAAAAUCGUUUGUCAAUUUGACCUUUGCAUUUAUUUUCUCAGUAACAUUACACCAUACUUUGUAUUUUAAGAGCUGUAGAAGCCUAUUGAACAUCUCAGUUUUAAUGAAAACAAUUAACAACAUUUAAAAAUAUGAGUUUCGCGCCCGAGUUACGAACUCAUGCACAAAAAGUGUGUACCCUUUAUAAGAAGUGUAUGCGAACUAUUGAAGGUUAUUACAUAGCCAGGUUCAUAGUUCGCUAUCACCAAGUGCUUCUGAGAAAACAGUUUGAUGAUAAUAAGUGCGUCUGUGAUCCAAAGGAACAGCGUCGUUUGUUACGAGUUGGAGAACGCGAGCAAUGGCUAAAAAAUAAUCCUCAUCCUUUGAAUAAAUUUCCGAGAUCGAUUGGGCUUGCUGGCGGCGUUGCUUACGCGCGCGUUGUAACUCCUCCAGACUGGGUUCUUGACUAUUGGCACCCACUGGAGAAAGCACAGUAUCCAGAAUACUUUGCUAGACGUGAAUGCAGGAAGAGCGAGUAUAUCGAUAAGUGGAAGAAGGGAACUUUGAUGUAGUUUAACAUCUAUGGCAGCUUUACUUUUAUAUCAAAUUUAUUAAUAUUGAUUACCUUACUGGCUAUUUAUUUAAUUGGAAUUAAUAUUCGAUUGUCUUUUUCGCCCAUAAAAUGUUAGGCAAAUAAUUAUAAAUAUUUAACUAA
This is a messenger RNA of Pieris napi, 763 nucleotides long. RefSeq names its product NADH dehydrogenase [ubiquinone] 1 beta subcomplex subunit 9-like. Gene Ontology annotation, biological process: mitochondrial electron transport, NADH to ubiquinone. The transcript has 3 exons. Lineage: Eukaryota; Metazoa; Arthropoda; Insecta; Lepidoptera; Pieridae. The coding region runs from base 201 to 620 and encodes 139 amino acids. The record is from RefSeq and is a predicted model, not a curated record.